GUUUUCGCCUCUUUAUCUACAAACUGAUGCUGUCUUUGGAACUUCUUUUUCUUUAAUUAUUCUAUAACUAAGCCCUGAAAAUCGAUGCCUUAACGUGAAUCAGGCGGACUCGUUUCUCAACCGUCAUCUCAGCAGUUAACCCUCAAUUAGAACUUAAGACUCUUUUCAUCACCAUCACAGUCAUAAUCGGAGCUUUGAAUUCAGCCAGAAGAAGAAAAAUCAAUGGAGAAAUCGAUUCUCGUUAAGGAUGUUCAACAAUUCAAUGGAAAUUACCGUCACUCUCUUUCUUCUGCCUCUCAAAGACAUGUAACGUACAGUUGUGGUUCUUGUGGGUAUGAGCUAAACCUAAGUUCCUCUAGUCGAAACACCGCGACAAUAGGCUCAAAGUACGGAAAAUCAAUAAAGCGAGGGAUUAUAUCAUUCUUUAGUAUAGAUGAGAGCAGAUUUACGCAAGUUGAUGAAUUCCGAUGGGGUCCUUACUUUUCAAAGCAUUCAUGGGGCUUGUUCCACCGUAGAACCAAACUUCUUUGCCGCAAGUGUGGCAAUCAUAUAGGAAAUGCUUAUGAAGAUAGAACUUCAGGCCACCCUAUUGUAUUAGAUGGAUUGGAUUCAACCACCAGCAAUGAAGGUUCUAGUUGUAGAAAAUACGAUAUCCGGAUCAGUGCCCUACAACCUUCAUCUGCUGAAAAACUCGGUACUCCAUUUUUUAUGUGAUCUAGUGCUGUCUUCAUCGUUAUUGUAAUUGCAUUAUCAACUAGGCUUAUUCGAAGCUUUUUUUUUGUCGGAUUGUUAUUGUCUAAAGUUAUUUCGAGUCCUUCGAUUCUAUGUUUUCAU
Hibiscus syriacus is the source of this 834-nucleotide messenger RNA. RefSeq lists its product as uncharacterized. The coding region runs from base 223 to 714 and encodes 163 amino acids. The record is from RefSeq and is a predicted model, not a curated record. The transcript has 2 exons. Lineage: Eukaryota; Viridiplantae; Streptophyta; Magnoliopsida; Malvales; Malvaceae.